AUGGGGAGACGACACAUAUCCUCACUCGCAUUAUUACUUCCCGUUCUUGCUAGCACUGCAAAUGCGGCAUCAGACCCUCCCCGGCCGCGGGGUGUAGGCCCCGAGUUUGCAAAGUUCUAUAAAGACGCAGAAACCUUCGCGUGUAUUUCGAAUCCCUCCAUCAAGCUCUCCAUCUCCCGCCUCAACGACGAUUACUGCGACUGCCCUGACGGCUCCGACGAGCCAGGCACCUCCGCAUGCUCCUACCUCUCUCCGCUCUCCCCAUCACAACCCUCGAACUUCCAAGGCAGCAACCUAGACACAACACUCGCUCUGCCCGGAUUCUACUGCAAGAACAAGGGCCAUCAGCCGAGCUACAUACCAUUCACGAACGUGAAUGACGGCGUGUGCGAUUACGAGCUGUGUUGCGAUGGGAGCGACGAAUAUGAACGCGUGGGAGGCGUGAAAUGCGAAGACCAGUGUGCAAAGAUUGGGAAAGAGUGGAGGAAGCAAGACGAAGCUCGGCAGAAGAGCUUGAAUGCUGCGAGGCAGCGACGGAAAGAGCUGAUAGCCGAGUCUGGGCGACUGCGCAAGGAAGUGGAGGAUCGCAUUCUGACGCUGAAGACGCAGAUUGAGGGACAGAAUCUCAAGGUCGACGGGCUGACGAAGAGCUUGGCUGAGAUUGAGAGGCAGGAGAGGGGCAAGGUGGUCAAGGGUGCAGGCAAGGGUGGAAAGAUCACUGUACUGGCCAGUCUGGCCAAAGAGAGGAUUCAGGAGUUGACCGAUAACGUGCAUCGGGUGCGCAUUGAGAGGGACACGAAUAGAGGAAGAGUCGAAGAGCUGGAGGCUAUGCUUAGACGCUUCAAGGAGGAGUACAAUCCCAACUUCAACGAUGAGGGCGUUAAGCGCGCUGUCAAGGCUUGGGAGGACUAUGCUGCGCAGGAACGCCCGGGACCGAAUGAAGCUCUGGAUCGUGAUCUCGAUGAGAUACUGCAGCCAGAUUCCGAGUCCGCCAUCAACUGGGAAGAAUUCGAGACUGUCGACGAGACCGAUGUCGACGUUCUCUACAAAUUCGAAGAGUACCUUCCCACCCCCGUCCGCGACUGGGUCGACGCAAAGCUCCGAGACCUGCGCGUUGUACUCAUCGAAAAUGGCAUACUCGCAGACCCCAAAACGUCCGAUACACCUGAAUCCAAGGCCGUCACCGACGCGAGAUCCCAGCUCGACUCUGCGAAGAAAGAACUCGACGACGACAAGUCGGAACUGACCAAGCACGAAGACGACUUGACGAAAGACUACGGCCCAGACAGCAUAUUCCGCGCGCUCAAAGACCGCUGUGUCGAGACAGACAGCGGCGAGUACACGUACGAACACUGCUUCCUCGCCAGCACGACGCAAAAGUCCAAGAAAGGCGGUGGCCACACGGGCAUGGGCAACUUUGCACGCAUUGAAGUCGUCUCCGUCGACGAGGAGUUGCCUGCUGACGGCAGGGGCCUCGGUAGCGGAGAGCGCAUUGCACUCAAGUACGAGAACGGACAGCACUGCUGGAACGGGCCGAAUCGCAGUACGCAGGUCAUUCUUGCGUGCGCGGAGAAGGAUGAGAUUUGGAAGAUUGUCGAGGAGGAGAAGUGUGUUUAUCGCAUGGAGAUGGGUACCCCUGCGGUUUGUGGUGUGGACGUCAAGAAGUCUGUGGUGCCGGAGCACAACGAGCUAUAGUGGGGGGGAAAUGAUUGAGGGUUGGUUGAGCGACAACUACUAGUAACCAAGGUAUCUGAGAAUGGGAAAAAUAUAUAGACGUUGAUGUAGUUUUUGACGACGAAUUGAAAUAGCAGGGCUUGCAAGGCGUAUUCUAGAAUCAUAUUCGUUACUAUACAACAUGAUGGCCAUAACAAGUACGGUUUAUUGAUACAUACUUGACCCUGCU
This is a messenger RNA of Cucurbitaria berberidis CBS 394.84, 1903 nucleotides long. Its product is annotated as glucosidase 2 subunit beta precursor. The record is from RefSeq and is a predicted model, not a curated record. Gene Ontology annotation, cellular component: glucosidase II complex. The coding region runs from base 1 to 1695 and encodes 564 amino acids. Lineage: Eukaryota; Fungi; Ascomycota; Dothideomycetes; Pleosporales; Cucurbitariaceae. Gene Ontology annotation, biological process: N-glycan processing. The transcript has 3 exons.